CCAUUCAUUCAAAACAAAAACCUCUUUCCAUACAACCAAUAUGAAGUCUUCUUUCGUCGCUUUCGCCGCCCUGGCUGGCUCGGCCGUCGCCGCCCCUACCGGUGCUCUGACCGCCGUCACCAAGACCUUCGACACGGUCACUUCCGUCUCGGUCUCUGCCAUCCCCGCUGCCACCUCCAACAUCGUCAUCUCCCCCAGCGCCGUCGUCUCCCCUAGCUCCGUUGUCUCUCCCAGCGGUGCCGCCGACGACGGCCACCUGCUCCAGGAUAUUGGUCACGGUGCCAACAAGGUCCUGACCGUUACCGGCCAAGACACCAAGAAGCUGCUUAUCAAGCUCAGCCCUGAGGUCAGCCAACUGCUCUCCGGCCUGGGUCUUCCCGGCGUCGGCGUCCCCGCCGGCAAGAUCAUCAAGACCGCCGGUGCCAUCGGCGAUCUCCUCCAGGACAUCGGCGAAGCCGUCGACGGCCUGAUCACCGUUGUCGACAAGGAUCUCGGCGCCGUCCUGAUCCAGCUCGACCCCGAAGUCACCGGUCUCAUCUCCGGCCUGGGCCUUCCCGUCCUGGGCAACGCCCUGGGUGAAGUUGUGGGUACCCUCGGUGAGAACCUGAAGCGUUCCGACAAGGAUGGCCUCCUCGAGGAUGCUGCCCCCGUCGCCAAGGAUAUCCUCCAGGUCACCGGUGAAGACUCCAAGCAGCUUCUCGUCAAGCUCAGCCCUGAGGUCGCUGAGCUGAUCUCCGGUCUCGGUCUCCCCGGUGUUGGUAGCGCUGUUGGCAAGAUCGUCAAGACUGCCGGUGGCGUUGGCGAUCUCCUCAAGGACCUUGCCUGGCCCGUUGAGCAGCUCCUGACUGUUGUCGGUGAGGACGGCUCUCACCUUUUGAUCCACCUCGAGCCCAGCGUUGUUGGCCUCCUUACUGGUCUUGGCCUGCCUGCCCUCGGCCAUCCCCUUGGCCACGUUGUCGGCACCGUCGGCGAGAACCUGUAA
Messenger RNA from Aspergillus campestris IBT 28561, 982 nucleotides. RefSeq lists its product as uncharacterized. NCBI's taxonomy places the organism in Eukaryota, Fungi, Ascomycota, Eurotiomycetes, Eurotiales, Aspergillaceae. The transcript has a single exon. The record is from RefSeq and is a predicted model, not a curated record. The coding region runs from base 41 to 982 and encodes 313 amino acids.